AAGAACGAGACACUCAUCUUUAACGACCUAGAGCUUGCUCAUCCUCUAUGCAUCAAAAAACGAGACACUCUUUAACGACCUAGAGCUUGCUCAUCCUCUAUGUAUCAAAACUACAACCACAAAGAAACCAAGAAAGAUGCCGCUCGUCCCCUCUCUCGCCUGCGCCCAAGUGGCAUCUCUACUGGUGCUACCUACUUGCUCCGCGUUGCUGCUCACCAAAGGCUAUUGGCGAGACUCAAACAAGAAUGGCUACUACCACAACCCUCACCCUACCACAGAGAAGCAAUGGGUGCCUCGAGGACGCAAUACCCAUGAAACAAGUGCAAACGGUGGAUACUAUGAAGACGGAUGGGAUCAGCCAUGGACGUCUUCAGACUACCAUCGGACGUCAUAUAACAACUACAGAGGGCAACAGCACACGUCUUGGGAGCCAUGGAGCGAAGUUGAAAAAAACAACAACAUCAAGAACAACUACCUUGCAUCUUCAAAAACAACUACAGGCUUUUAUACUAAGCCUGAGGAACAACACGAACACCACAGUGUCGAAGAAUUACAACCAACUUCUACUACAACCAAAGUAGGAAAAACCAAAGCAGGGCCCAAACAACAACGUGUAGUCGUCGAUGAGAAUCAUGACGUCGACGAUGGUACUCCAUGGUGGAGAGGUGAUAUGGACAAAGGGGAAAAGGCUACAGAAGCUGAGGCUCAAGAACACAAUGGAGAAGUCCUAGCCAACCAAGUUGUGGUAGCCAACCAAGACCUCACUAAACCUUGGUGGAUGGGUGAUAUCAUGGCUGAACAGGAUACAACUUUCCGACACGAAGAUACAACUUUCCGCUCUGGUCGAACUACCCUUAUGAGAUUGUAAGAUCUUACACUCCCCUCUUGAUUGUCUUCUCGUCCUUAAGAUAAUUCGUCCAUCGAUUCUUCUUUGCUUACUACUAUUCUUGUUAAUAAUCUAAUGUUGUUUACUACCGUUAGGCAACCUAAUAUUUCGAUUAUAAAAAAGACAAUAGAAGGUGCAUCAAUUAUACUGCUAUCAUAAGAUCAUAAGAACUCAUAGAAGUUGUACAACUAGUCCGUUGUUCGCGCUCCGUCUCUUGCUUCUAACAAGGACUACCCGCCAACGCGUGUAAGUACCAGCACAGAAGAGGAAAUAUUGGAUUUCGAGCCUGUUGUCAGUCCUCGGUGCACUACCCCAGACCGUUGCACUACCCCAGAUCCGGACGCCUUUGAACCUAUUGUUGAUGUCGACGCUGAUUGUGAGCCUGUGUCGGACCCUCUGGACGAUGAGGUUGUGGAUUACAUGAAUUCUUGCUGUAAGAAUGACGAGAACUGGGGUGACUGGAAACCAACACAUGUUGGUGCUCCUGCUAUUAAGGGUAGGUUAAAGGUGCUUUUCUUACCGCUUUUUAUGCCUCUCCUAAGGGAGAAAGGCAUAAAAAGCGGGGUAAGCGAGCACCAAAAGCCUACCUCUAAUGCUACGACUAAGAGUAGCACAACAACCGGGACGAAAACACAUGCUCCUGGGACGACUAAGACGGACACUUAUGGCGGUUUUUUUAGUCGCAAUCUCUUAUUGGAAGAUUUUCGUUUUCAAUAAUACUAGUCGCGGACGACCGCAACCGUAAACUCAUGUGUAGUAGGUCAAAUAAGAAGCAUUUAUACAAAUUUUAAUACUACAUCGUCCUCUCCUUCUAAUAGGCGACAACAGUUCAGAGGCUCAUAGAUUUUCUGCGAAGUUUCGACGAAUCCCUUCCUGGGGACAAUUCCAAGAUGUUGCCGGAGCAUAAGCAAGGGGCCGCCAGGAAGUUGACUGUGGAGCGCCAUGUGGGUAAAAUCGAUAUUCCUCCUCAGGGUGAAGGUGCUAAGGGAGAAGGCUCCUCAACGGCAGCUCCGACAGCAGCUCCGACAGCAGCUUCAGCCUCAGACUGGAGAGCAGCAUUGGGAGAUGAUAGGCAGCUGCGUGGGUUUGCUAAAAGUACUUGUUUUUUAUGCUUGGUGUCACUUAUAAGACGUACCCCUGGACUGGGUUUACUACUACUACUACUACUACUACUCUUACUCCUACAUUGUAGGGGUGGUCGGGUCCUUGUAUUUCAAUUUCAUUGAAUGAAGAAGAGCAAAACAUUGGACACACACAACAGCGAAGGAGCAAAUGGAACAGACUUCGAAGGAUCAAGCAGUGACGUAUCCUUCAGACUCACCUUUGAGCGACGAGUACGAUCCGGAUGUCAUGGGUCCGCGGUUGCUUACGAGGCUGUUGGAGGAAGGAGGAUCUGAGAAAACAACUGCGACUGCAACAAUCUUGAAAUCGCCAAUGUUAUGAGAAGGGCUACAACUUCGGAGUAAGUAGUUUUAUUUCCGGACAACUUAGUAAUGAAGAUAAAUUAAUUUUCCACCAGAUAUCUUUAUAACUAGCUAGUAAACCUUAUGCUGUGGUUUUUUUGCUGAUUAGAAUUAGAAUAGUUUCACCGGCUACUUCAAUCUUUCGAGUACUUAUUUGGUAGCAUCACGGGGCACCAUUGGUUCUCUUCUACUAGUACCUGGCUGCUCAACAUCAAGUCUUAGUCGCUAAAUGUUGUGCAGCUUAUCCCCCAUGAGAUACCUCUUGUUUGGUAAAUGAAUCAUUUCUAACAGAAGCAGUCAACGUAGCCCCUGCACCAUCGUUGCGGAGUUUGGCCGCUGCUUCACCAACAGCAUCCCCGUCGCCAACAGCAGAUGGAUGGAGUUCCUACCCUGACGUGCGUCCGCCAAGCGUGACUGGCCCUUCGAGCCCUAUACAACUGCGCGAAGAGUUUUUGGAUGGUACUACUACCAGUUUUAGCAAUGAGAAUAUGUAGUAGGGUUCUACCAGUUUUAGCAAUGCGAAUAUGUAGGGAGGUUCUAAGUACCAGUUUUAGCAAUGCGAAUAUGUAUCAUUCAAUUGAACCUACAACCCCAAACAAAUACAGGUAAGAUGCAUGUCGACGAAGAAGAGGGGGAUUAUGUGAUGGUAGGUUUGAGUCCGAGGGAAGCCACAAGGCGAAAGCCACAAGCCGAAAGGCCAUCCAAGUCGUGGGAGUUGAUUCAUCCGGCUACAGGCGAGAGCUUGAAGUUGAAUUCCACAACUACAGGAGAAUAAUAUUUAUCACAUUUUAGUAAAUUGUACAUGAAUGUGUUAAUACCACUUGUUACCUCUUUAGAAUCCGUAUCACUAACCACUCACCCAAGGAACACAGCAGGCCGCCGCUGCAACUAGAUUUACAAGACAUUGUAGGAGGACAGGGUGAUCAUCAAGAAAAAGAGCAAAAAGAUCAUAUACAUCUGGGUUACUUACCGCUUUUAAUUACAAAUAUGUUACUCGAAGGGGGUUGCAGAAGAUUUCACUGAAACUUCGUGGUGAGAACGAAGGGCAAUCCGUAGGCAACCCAACAUGGAAUGAGAAAAAUCUUGUUUGAAAGAAUAAAGCCUAAGAAGCUAAAUUUAAUCUAUGUUUUUCUUCUAGUUUCUCUUAGAUAUUGUGAAGAUUUGCGGUAAAUCUAAAUCAUAGGGACUCACUUUGAUACUUUUACUUUUACAUACUCGCUGCCAAGAGUUACAUAGAAAUUAGUUACUAGUGAUUCAGUAGAUGAAUUGGUAUAGUAGUUUUUUUUUUUGCUCUUGUUGGUGACGUAGGAGGAGCAUGUUCAUCCUAAGUUAGCCUAAGCUUUCAACCUGUCAGACCAAUACAACAGGUGCAAAAUUGCAGAUGGGCAUCUCAUCUGCUUCUUGAGAAUAUAAUAGGAUUGAGCAUCUUCCACUGACGACACACGAUCAUUGAAGUACUUAUAAAUGUCUGACAAUGCUGCAACGUUUUGGCACGGCCAUCUUUCUGCAAAUCAUCCGCAUUGUACUAGGAGGAGCUGAAUAUGAUCCGACUCAAAGCACGUGGAACAACUGC
Amoebophrya sp. A25 is the source of this 3922-nucleotide messenger RNA. Lineage: Eukaryota; Dinophyceae; Syndiniales; Amoebophryaceae. The record is from the annotation of a GenBank genome assembly.